Neopsephotus bourkii (Bourke's parrot) is the source of this 1555-nucleotide messenger RNA. RefSeq names its product sorting nexin family member 21 (gene SNX21). Gene Ontology annotation, molecular function: protein binding; phosphatidylinositol phosphate binding. The transcript is spliced from 4 exons. Bases 81 to 1178 code for a protein of 365 amino acids. NCBI's taxonomy places the organism in Eukaryota, Metazoa, Chordata, Aves, Psittaciformes, Psittacidae. The record is from RefSeq and is a predicted model, not a curated record. Gene Ontology annotation, biological process: protein transport. Gene Ontology annotation, cellular component: early endosome membrane.
GCCGCGCAGGGAGGAUCCCGGGACGCGCCGCAGCCAUCGCUCGGCACCGCCCGGCGCGGGCAGCGCGCCGGCCCGCCGGGAUGGCCGCCCGCAUCCUGCACCGCCUGCGGCACGCGCUGUCCGGGGAGGGUGGCCGGGAGGAGCGGGCGUGCGGCAGCGCUGAGGCCGAGGACUGCCCGGAGAGCUCGGAGCUGGAGGAUGACACCGAGGGGCUAUCGACGCGCCUCAGCGGCACCCUGAGCUUCACCAGCCACGAGGAGGAGGAGGACGAGGAGGAGGAGGAGGAGGGUGCAGGAGAGGAGCUGGGGCAGCCGCUGCAGCCGGCGGCAGCGGGUGCCGAGGACGGAGAGUGGGGCCCUGCGGCCGAGCGUGCCGGCGGCAGCAGCCUCCUGACCCGGCAGCUGCAGGAGCUGUGGCGCAGGUCCCGGGGCAGCCUGGCACCGCAGCGCCUGCUCUUCGAGGUCACCAGCGCCAGCGUGGUCAGCGAGCGCUCCUCCAAGUACGUGCUCUACACCAUCUACCUGAUCCGCUCCGGCCGGUUUGACAAGGCCCCCGCCGCCAUUGCUCGGCGCUACUCGGACUUUGAGCGGCUCAACCACCGCCUGCGCUGCCGCUUUGGCUGCGACAUGGCCGGCAUCGCCUUCCCCAGGAAGAGGCUGCGCCAGAACUUCACCGCUGAGACCAUCGCCAAGCGGAGCCGAGCCUUCGAGCAGUUCCUGUCCCACCUGCACUCCAUCGCCGAGAUCCGCCGCUCCCCUGAGUUCCUCGAGUUCUUCUUCCUGCAGGACCUGCAGGCUGCGCAGCGCCUCACCUGCACCGGCAUGUACCGCGAGGCCCUGGCUACCUGGGCCAAUGCCUACCGGCUGCAGGACCGGCUCGGGGCCUGCAGCUCCAGCCGCUUCCUGCUGACGCUGGCCGGGCUCGCCGUCUGCCACCAGGAGCUGGACGAGCUCGGCGAGGCCCACGGGUGCUGCGAGCAGGCGCUGCAGCUGCUGGAGGCUCAGGGCAGCCACCCCCUCCUGGGGCCCUUCCUGCAGGCGCACGUCCACCUCGCCUGGAAGGUGGGCAAGGACAAGCGGCGCUCGGAGGCCCGGCUGCAGGACCUGCGGGAGGCCGGGCCACCCCUGCAGCAGCAGCCCACCCUCAAGGAGUGCCUCAUCAAGGAGCCUCUGGAGUGAGCAUCCCACCGGUGCCGUGGUGAAUGGAGGGACGGGGAGCAGUGAGGCUGCUGGCACCGGUGGGCCAGGGCAGGGAGGCAGCGCUGUGGUCCCGCAGCAGCACAGCCCAUGCCUGGGAGCUCCCAAAAAAGCACUUUCUCUGUGGUUCAUCCGCCCCAUCCCAUGGGGCCGGGCACUCACCAACGCCCCGGCACUGCCGGGAGCUGGCUCGAGGGGCUUCGGGGACGGACGAGACCUCAGCUGGGUCUUACUGGCACUGCAGAAGGGAGCGGGAAGGCGUCUGCAAAGUCCAGGGCUCUCGCCAAGAGCUUCCCAUAAAACUCGCGUAAGGACUUUAUUAAAUAAAGCCUCAGUAGGAAGCAGAGCAAAGCGGCCGU